This is a messenger RNA of Polyodon spathula (Mississippi paddlefish), 847 nucleotides long. RefSeq lists its product as uncharacterized. The transcript has 3 exons. NCBI's taxonomy places the organism in Eukaryota, Metazoa, Chordata, Actinopteri, Acipenseriformes, Polyodontidae. The coding region runs from base 114 to 731 and encodes 205 amino acids. The record is from RefSeq and is a predicted model, not a curated record.
AAACGCAGAGCUGCGCUCAGUGUCUUUGCUGCAGCCCUGGAGAGCUCCCAGCCGGCUUCGUCUCUCGACAGAGCGCAGACCUGCGAUCAGUCAGGGCACCCAGCGACUGAACCAUGACUAUCGGGAAGAACUCAAAGAAGUCCGCCCAGGCUCCCCAAUAUCUGGACAAGUCCAGCGGGUUCUACUGCCGUCUGGAGGAGGCAGAACUCCGGGACGACAUUCCCGUACGCCCGGAGGGGGAGAAGAACAGGAAACACAACCAGGAGCCAGGAAUGUUCGACUUCAACCGCGGAAUGCUGGACGACGACGGAACCAAGCCCCUGGUGCGCAGGAAAUCCUCCCAGAGCAGCAAGAGAAAGAAGCAGAGGGAAGGAUCCGCGCGUUCCCGGGAACGCCGUCUGGAAAACCCGGAGGAGGGGGGCGGAAUUCCGGAGCAGGGGGACAGAACGGCGGACACGGCCGCGUGGCAGACGGACUGCGUCCACUUCGCAGUCCUGGAUGACCAUCAGAUCCUCCUGGAUGAGAAAAGGACGGAGAAGAACCCCGAGGAAAAGGUGGUGAAGACGGAGAAGAGAAGCACUAUGAAGCGAUACAGAAAGGCAAUCGACAGAGCUUUCAGGAGGGGCUGGGAGACCUUCAUCACCAGCCUGUACAGCGUGACCCUCACCCCAAUAUCAUCCUCGUCAUCAUCAUCCCCAUCAGCUGAACACAGAUCCGCAAUAGUGGAUUAGAGCUGUAUCUGCAGCGUGCAUUGUUAAAGAAAGGGGAUCUCGAUACCAGGAGGUUCAAAUCCCGGCUCAGCCAUUGACUCGCUGUGUGGGACCCUGAGCGACUCACUUAACCUCCU